Messenger RNA from Oldenlandia corymbosa var. corymbosa, 372 nucleotides. Lineage: Eukaryota; Viridiplantae; Streptophyta; Magnoliopsida; Gentianales; Rubiaceae. The record is from the annotation of a GenBank genome assembly.
AUGGAUCCGGAUCAGGUGGCAAAGGCGUUCGUGGAGCACUACUACUCAACCUUCGACACCAACCGGAACUCGCUGGGCAAUCUAUAUCAGGAGUCCUCCAUGUUGACCUUUGAAGGCCAGAAGAUUCAGGGUUCUCAGAACAUUGUUGCUAAGCUCACCAGUUUGCCCUUCCCCCAGUGCCAGCACACCAUCUCCACCGUCGAUUGCCAGCCCUCUGGUCCCGCCGGUGGUAUGCUCGUCUUCGUCUCCGGCACCCUUCAGCUCCCCGGUGAACAGCACGCCCUCAAGUUCAGCCAGAUGUUCCAUUUGAUGCCAACCCCUCAGGGUAGCUUCUAUGUGCUGAAUGACAUUUUCCGGUUGAAUUAUGCGUGA